GCGCUCGCCGAGCCAGCCCUCCGCGCGUCCGCAGCGCCAUGGGGAAUAUCUCCUCCAACAUCUCCGCCUUCCAGUCACUGCACAUCGUCAUGCUGGGCUUGGACUCUGCGGGCAAAACCACGGUGUUGUACCGGCUCAAAUUCAACGAGUUCGUCAACACGGUGCCCACCAUCGGCUUCAACACGGAGAAGAUCAAGCUGAGCAACGGCUCCGCCAAGGGCAUCAGCUGCCACUUCUGGGACGUGGGCGGCCAGGAGAAGCUGCGCCCGCUCUGGAAGUCCUAUAGCCGCUGCACGGACGGCAUCAUCUACGUGGUGGACUCAGUGGACGUAGACCGGCUGGAGGAAGCCAAGACUGAGCUGCACAAAGUCACCAAAUUCGCCGAGAACCAAGGCACCCCGUUGCUGGUGAUCGCCAACAAGCAGGACCUGCCCAAGUCGCUACCGGUGGCGGAGAUCGAGAAGCAGCUGGCUCUGCACGAGCUGACCCCGGCCACUACCUACCACAUCCAGCCCGCUUGCGCCAUCAUCGGCGAGGGACUCACCGAAGGCAUGGACAAACUCUACGAGAUGAUCCUCAAGCGCAGAAAGUCCCUCAAGCAAAAGAAAAAGCAACGAUAGACAAGAGACCCCGAAAGGGAGCUGCGGCGCCAUGAAACCCAAACGGAGCAGCUUGAUCUCCUGGUUUGACACAUCCCUUACGGAGCAUCAGAUGAAUGCCUGGGUCCAUCCACCUUUCCAUGCUGUCCCAGACCCCUUCCGUUUGCUUUCCCAUUAAGAGGCAGGGUAUCGUUUUCGUGUUGGCUGGCACUUGGGAUGCAGGUCAGAUCUGCGCAUGUCAGCUUCCCCCUCCCGCUGCGAAGCCGCUAUGAGCCCGUGGAACUCUCCUGA
Molecule: messenger RNA, 890 nt
Organism: Lacerta agilis (Sand lizard)
Lineage: Eukaryota; Metazoa; Chordata; Lepidosauria; Squamata; Lacertidae
Gene: ARL4C
Product: ADP ribosylation factor like GTPase 4C
Exons: 1
Coding region: 39-620 (193 amino acids)
Biological process (GO): intracellular protein transport; endocytic recycling
Cellular component (GO): cytoplasm
Molecular function (GO): GTP binding; GTPase activity
Source: RefSeq, a predicted model, not a curated record